AUGCCUGCUCACGAAUCUAAUAAAGUCAUUCACCUUGAACAUCCUUCUGGUUCAAAAGCUGAAAUUGCUCUUUUUGGCUCAACCCUUACUAGUUGGGUGGUUGAUGGUAAAGAACGUAUUUUUGUUAGUAAAUUAGCCAAACGUGACGGAAGCAAAGCUAUUCGUGGAGGAAUUCCAAUUUGUUUCCCUAUCUUUGGCACUAAAGAGACUAUUAGUCUUCCCCAACACGGCUUUGCUCGUAAUACAUAUUGGGAAUACCUUGGAAUUGUCACUGAUAACGAUAAGGUCUCGGUCCGUUUGGGAUUAAAAGACACCCAACUUUCACAAGAAGCCAGAAAUGCAUGGCCACACUCUUUUCGCUUAAUUUAUACUGUCACAUUGACAAAGAGUUCAUUGGAAACAGUCUGUACUUUGAAGAAUGAAGAUGAAGACACAUUUGAGUUCAACACGCUUCUUCACACCUAUUUUGCAGUUCCUGACAUUGCCAAAGUGCAGAUUCAAGGAUUGACUUCUUGUGAAUAUAUUGACAAAGUACAAGGAGGUGCCAAAGCCUUGGAGAAAAAUGAAAAGAUAACAAUCUCACAAGAAAUAGACAGAGUUUAUAAGAAUGUGCAGGACAAGCUUCUUCUUGAAAUUGGCGAUGGAAAUGUCAUUUGCAUAGAGAAGAAUAACUUGAAAGACACAGUUGUAUGGAAUCCUUGGAUCGAAAAGGCAAAGGGUUUAAAUGAUUUUGAUGAUGAAGAGUAUAAGAGCAUGGUGUGUGUUGAAGCUGGAAGUGUAGCUGAUUGGGUUAAACUGGCAGGAGGUCAAACCUGGACUGCAGGUCAAAUUUUGACAGUUCUCUAA
This is a messenger RNA of Rhizopus microsporus ATCC 52813, 846 nucleotides long. RefSeq names its product galactose mutarotase-like protein. Gene Ontology annotation, molecular function: isomerase activity; carbohydrate binding. The record is from RefSeq and is a predicted model, not a curated record. The transcript has 5 exons. Gene Ontology annotation, biological process: carbohydrate metabolic process. NCBI's taxonomy places the organism in Eukaryota, Fungi, Mucoromycota, Mucoromycetes, Mucorales, Rhizopodaceae. The coding region runs from base 1 to 846 and encodes 281 amino acids.